Anopheles stephensi (Asian malaria mosquito) is the source of this 3372-nucleotide messenger RNA. RefSeq names its product heat shock protein 60A. NCBI's taxonomy places the organism in Eukaryota, Metazoa, Arthropoda, Insecta, Diptera, Culicidae. Gene Ontology annotation, molecular function: ATP binding; protein-folding chaperone binding; ATP-dependent protein folding chaperone. The record is from RefSeq and is a predicted model, not a curated record. Gene Ontology annotation, biological process: protein import into mitochondrial intermembrane space; protein refolding; apoptotic mitochondrial changes. The transcript has 3 exons. Gene Ontology annotation, cellular component: mitochondrial inner membrane; mitochondrial matrix. Bases 242 to 1963 code for a protein of 573 amino acids.
UGUACGUUUGCCACUAUUUGACACAACUGUCAAACUGCGUUCGGCCUCGAUGAGACCAUCGCCUGCUGUUCCAUGCGCUUUGGAUUUAUACGCGAUUCGGAGGGUCGAGCUGAUUGUCAUUUCACUGCCACCGAAAACGAGGUGUAAUCGUGCACGGGACCGCACCGAAACGGAAACCAGGAAUCCAGAGACAGUUUUGUGUAUCGUUUGUGCUUAACCUACCAACCCCCAAAACAGAGAAAUGUUCCGCUUGCCAACAGUUUUGCGCGUUGCUGCCGCCCGACAGGUCGCUGCCAGUCGUGGCUACGCCAAGGAUGUUCGCUUUGGGCCGGAAGUGCGUGCCCUUAUGCUGCAGGGUGUGGAUGUGUUGGCCGACGCCGUAGCCGUUACGAUGGGACCAAAGGGCCGCAACGUCAUUCUGGAGCAAAGCUGGGGUUCGCCAAAAAUCACCAAGGACGGUGUGACGGUCGCGAAGGGCAUCGAGCUGAAGUGCAAGUUCCAAAACAUCGGAGCCAAGCUGGUGCAGGAUGUGGCGAACAACACGAACGAGGAAGCCGGUGACGGUACCACGACCGCUACCGUGCUGGCCCGCGCCAUCGCCAAGGAGGGUUUCGAGAAGAUCUCCAAGGGUGCGAACCCGGUCGAGAUUCGGCGCGGCGUGAUGCUGGCCGUCGACACAGUGAAGGAACAUCUGAAGACGCUCUCGCGCAAGGUAAACACACCGGAGGAGAUCGCCCAGGUGGCAACGAUUUCGGCCAACGGUGAUCGCGCGAUCGGCGAUCUGAUCAGCGAAGCGAUGAAGCGCGUCGGAAAGGAGGGCGUGAUUACGGUGAAGGACGGCAAGACGCUGAACGAUGAGCUGGAAGUGAUCGAGGGCAUGAAGUUCGACCGCGGUUACAUUUCGCCGUACUUUAUCAACUCGAGCAAGGGCGCGAAGGUCGAGUUCCAGGAUGCGCUCGUGCUGUUCUCGGAGAAGAAAAUCUCGACCGUGCAGUCCAUCAUCCCGGCACUGGAGAUGGCAAACCAGCAGCGCAAACCGCUCGUCAUCAUUGCGGAAGAUGUGGACGGCGAAGCGCUCAGCACGCUCGUUGUGAACCGGCUGAAGAUUGGGCUGCAGGUGGCCGCGGUGAAGGCGCCCGGCUUCGGAGAUAACCGCAAAUCGACGCUGUCCGAUAUGGCCAUCAGCACCGGUGGCAUCGUGUUCGGUGACGAUGCGAAUCUGGUGAAGCUGGAGGAUGUGCAGCUGUCCGAUCUGGGACAGGUGGGCGAAAUUACCAUCACGAAGGACGACUGUCUGCUGCUGAAGGGACGCGGCAAGCAGGAGGAUGUGAACCGCCGGGCGGACCAGAUCCGUGACCAGAUCGCGGAAACGACGUCCGAGUAUGAGAAGGAAAAGCUGCAGGAGCGUUUGGCCCGCUUGUCGUCGGGUGUGGCCGUACUGAAGGUUGGCGGUUCGAGCGAGGUGGAAGUGAACGAAAAGAAGGAUCGCGUCAAUGAUGCGCUGUGUGCGACGCGUGCCGCCGUGGAGGAAGGCAUUGUGCCCGGCGGUGGUACUGCGCUGAUCCGUUGUGCGCCGGCGUUGGCGAAUCUGAAGGGUGCGAACGAGGAUCAGAACACGGGUAUCGAGAUCGUGCGCCGUGCGCUCCGUAUGCCGUGCACCCAGAUCGCCAAGAACGCGGGCGUCGAUGGGUCGGUGGUGGUGGCGAAGGUGGAGGAGCUGAAGGGUGACUUUGGGUACGAUGCGCUCAACAACGAGUACGUCAACAUGAUCGAGAAGGGCAUCAUUGAUCCGACGAAGGUCGUCCGGACGGCGCUGUCGGAUGCGUCCGGUGUGGCGUCGCUGCUGACCACGGCCGAAGCGGUCGUGACGGAAAUCCCGAAGGAGGAACCGGCAAACCCGAUGGCCGGCAUGGGCGGUAUGGGCGGAAUGGGUGGAAUGGGAGGAAUGGGUGGUAUGAUGUAAGAUAGUGUUGUUCGUCGAGCUCAGGGACAUUCUAGCAGGGUGUGAAGCUGUACGGGAAGCUGCUCACAAACCCUUUUUCCAUCCGACUCUUCGAUGAAAGUCCUAGCAAACUAACACCAGAGCCGGGUGGAUACAAUUUGGUGCGUAGCUUCCCGGUUACACCUUCGCCGGCUGUAUGGCUGGCUAGCUUAAUGCAUUUAUUGUUUUCUCAAAACGACAAAUCAUCCCGUUUUCCCCCCCGGUAACACCGCAACCACCACCAAUACCCGUGUUCGAGAGCGCGAGGAUUCGUAUGUGCGCCAGAGUGUAUGUUUCCAAGUGAUUGGCGUAUUCUCAUCACGCUCGACAAACACAUCUCUCCGUGUGAGCCUUCCAAACCCUGGGGCGACCACGGCUUAGGAGGUAGUAGUAGUAGAGGGAGUCUUGUGCGUAAAGUUUGUUUUAAAUUAAAACACAUCGCCGCGUCACGUCACUGGCGCGUAUAUAGAGGGAGAGAGAGAGAUAGCAGGAGUUCGAGAUAAAACACAGCAAAGAGCCGUCGUGUCUAUGCGAGGCAUAGCGGACACAACAUCCAAUGAACAAUAUUUAGCGUAAGACAGCCGGUAGAGUUUAUUCCUCGCAAAGGAAGGAUAAGGAUUAGGUUAAGUGGAAACGCGUUGGUCCUGUUGUAGAAGUCACACACACAAAUCGAUCGAUUCGGCGAUCAUAUUAGUCUGUAAGAGAGAGAGAGAGAGCGCGAGCAAGCUAUAUCUACAACCCUUGGGGACCUUAGCACUACCGUUACUGAGCGUUAUUUUGAGGUGAGCUUGAGUGUGUAGCGCCGAGUAUAGAGUUGGGCGAGUUGAGUGCGAAUAGUAGUAAUAUAGCCACAUCAUUAUUGUAGUUUGUAGAACUUCUUUUAUGUUGUUUCGGACAUUUGUUUCUCUGUUUGUAAGAACGCUGUGCUUUUCGUUCCAUAACAUUCUUCGUACGAGCAUUUCUCUUAGUAGUUUUCCAAAGCGUGCAUUAGGGUAACACCACAGUCAGUAGCACAGAACAUCCUUGCAGGCGUGCCAAUCUCAGAUAUCGCUUUACAGAGGGCUUACGACCUGUUGUAAUAAGGAGCAUGUCUAGUAUCGUUGAUUCACGAUUAGUUCGGUUAAGGUUCGUUGAAAUCAUACAGUGCAAGAAGCCAGAACUGUCUCGUACGGCCAAAACUGCCAGAGCACCCACCACCAGGACAGCAGGGACGAAAUGAUUUCGAUAGUUGUAAUUAUUUGUUUCGAGAGCGUGUGAAUCGUCCCAUACGGUGGUGUGGUGCUGUGCCCGUGCGAAGAGAGAAGACAAACCCCAUAAGUUCCAGUGAUCGUUUUCCGCGACGAAAUAUGAAUGGUGAAAUACACGGACAAUUACCAUUUUCUUAACAAAAA